AUGGGCCGCUACGACUUCCGCCCGAUGCGCGUGCGCCAGACGGCAAAGGCCCUCUUCGACUCGCGCCGCAACGCCAGCCUGCCGCAAUGGUACAACAUCAUCGGCGACAUCCCCCCCAGCGAGACGCUUGCCCGCCCGCUGCAGCGCGCCCCCACGCCCAAGAAGGCGCGCAAGCCCAGCCGCAUGUUCCAGCCGCUGCCCAUCGCAUACCCAGAGGACAAGCUGCGCUCCGACUUCUUCGGCGACCACCCGUGGGAGCUGGCCCGGCCGAGGAUCAUCGUCGAAGACAGCGGCAACGACUCGAAGCACCAUGACUGGAGCAACAUCGUGCAGCCCGGGAAGCAGCUCGACGGCGAGAGCGUCGUCCAGCGCCAGAUGUGGCUCAUGAAGCACCGCGCCAUGUCCAAGCCCACGGCCUACGACGUCGCCCGCCGCGAGUUCUACUUCCACCGCCACCGCGACGACAUCCGCCGCCGCGUCGCCCGGGAGGAGGCCCUGCACUGUGGCGCCUACUUCGGCAAGGGCCCGCUGGAGAUUGGCAUGGAGCUCGAAGACAACGUCUGGGAGAACUGGAAGAGUUGGGCACGCGAGCAAAUCGACGACGAGGAGGCCGCACGCGCACAGAUGUUCUCGGGCGUCCCGAGCGAGUCCACCAGCUUGGAGAGCACAGAGUUCGAGGCCUCGCUGGAGGAGGUGCAGGCCGAGCCCUCUGUGCUGGGCAAGAAUUUCCAGAUGUGA
Molecule: messenger RNA, 738 nt
Organism: Paraphaeosphaeria sporulosa
Lineage: Eukaryota; Fungi; Ascomycota; Dothideomycetes; Pleosporales; Didymosphaeriaceae
Product: mitochondrial ribosomal protein
Exons: 2
Coding region: 1-738 (245 amino acids)
Cellular component (GO): mitochondrial small ribosomal subunit
Molecular function (GO): structural constituent of ribosome
Source: RefSeq, a predicted model, not a curated record